Messenger RNA from Odocoileus virginianus texanus, 2572 nucleotides. The record is from RefSeq and is a predicted model, not a curated record. Lineage: Eukaryota; Metazoa; Chordata; Mammalia; Artiodactyla; Cervidae.
AUGGGGAGGUACCGCCGGCCUGUGAAGAAAGAUGUGGAAUUUAUGAAAACGGGAAGAGAGACACCAUCGCAGGGAAAGAAUGAGUCUUCGGGGCUACCUUUGGACACCAGGCAGCACCUCUCCUCCCAAGUCCCUGUUGGGAAUGCACAGAACUGCAGUUUUCAAAGGCAUGGUGUCAAGUGCAGCCGCUCUGCUCUGGAGCACUGGGUGGGAGACGGCGUGUUCCGGUUUCACAGGGAUACGGGAUGUGAGGAUGGUGUUCUGGGCGGCAAGCUCACAGGGAGGCAGGAGCGAGCAUCCCUGGGCAGGGAGAGCCCCCAACAGCAGGACUGGCACAGUGCCCCAGGCAUCAGGUAUUUCCACACGAUAUACCUAGGUAUUCGAAGUCGGCAGAGCGGGGAGAACGACCGGUGGAGGUUCUACUGGAAGAUGGUGUAUGAGUACGCGGACGUGAGCAUGCUGCACCUCCUGGCCACCUUCUUGGAGAGCGCGCCCCAGCUGGUGCUGCAGCUCUGCAUCGUCGUGCAGACGCAUAGCCUGCAGGCCCUGCAAGGUUUCACAGCAGCAGCCUCCCUGGUAUCCCUGGCUUGGGCCUUGGCCUCCUACCAGAAGGCCCUCCGGGACUCUCGCGAUGACAAGAAGCCCAUCAGCUACAUGGCCGUGGUCAUCCAGUUCUGCUGGCACUUCUUCACCAUCGCGGCCAGGGUCAUCACCUUUGCCCUCUUUGCCUCGGUUUUCCAGCUCUACUUUGGGAUCUUCAUUGUCCUUCACUGGUGCAUCAUGACCUUCUGGAUCGUCCACUGUGAGACGGAGUUCUGCAUCACCAAGUGGGAGGAGAUCGUGUUCGACAUGGUGGUGGGGAUUAUCUACAUCUUCAGCUGGUUCAAUGUCAAGGAAGGCAGGACACGCUGCAGGCUCUUCAUUUACUAUUUCGUGAUCCUUCUGGAAAACACAGCCUUGAGUGCCCUCUGGUACCUCUACAAGGCUCCCCAGAUCGCGGAUGCAUUUGCCAUCCCGGCGCUGUGCGUGGUCUUCAGCAGCUUCUUAACCGGCGUGGUUUUUAUGCUGAUGUAUUAUGCCUUCUUUCAUCCCAACGGACCCCGAUUCGGGCAGUCACCAAGCUGUGCUUGCGAGGACCCUUCUGCUGCCUUCACUCUGCCUCCAGACGUGGCCACGAGCACCUUGCGGUCCAUCUCCAACAACCGCAGUGUCGCCGGCGACCGCGACCAGAAAUUCACAGAGCGAGAUGGGUGUGUCCCUGUCUUUCAGGUGAGGCCCACGGCCCCAUCCACCCCAUCCUCUCGCCCACCACGGAUUGAAGAGUCCGUCAUUAAGAUUGACCUGUUCAGGAAUAGGUACCCAGCGUGGGAGAGACACGUUUUGGACCGAAGCCUCCGAAAGGCCAUCUUAGCCUUUGAAUGUUCGCCGUCUCCUCCGAGGCUGCAAUACAAAGACGAUGCUCUCAUUCAGGAGCGGCUGGAGUAUGAGACCACUUUAUAAAACAGAGGACUUGGAGGAGCCACGACCUCCAGACAGAGGGGUGACCGCAGGGCUGUGGCAAUAAGGAAACUCUCCCCUAGAGCAGGCCGACGGGCUGCGAGGCUCCCAGUUUGACCCUCAUCAGAUUCGUGUCUGACCCUCCAUCAGCAGAGUGCCUGCUGCUGGCCUCUUUUCAAAGAGCAGCCCCAAGACCCUCUUACUCUUCUGAAGGGAACAGGCCAGCUGAGUGGGACUCCUUGUUGCCGCCAGCCCCUCCAGCCCAAUCUUCAGCACAUCCAUCCAAGGGUACUGUUGUGAUGGGAAAUACUGCCUCCAAUCAGUAGGGUGUUUGGAUGGAGUUAACUGAUCUUUGCAUAAAAAUAUACUGAAUCACACAUACACACAUGAGUACACACACACUAACACACAUGCCAAUCCUCUGUCAAAAUAGUUUAGGUGAUUUCUCUUGAUGCAAAGCUGUGAUUCCUGCAGGAAUAUGAAAACCAAGAGAGAGAAAACAUAUCCCUCAAGACUCCAGAAAAACAAAAAACAAACAAACAAAAAAAUAUAGUGAAGCUUAGAAAGAAUUCAUAAACCAUCCUCAUGUGAAAACCUUACCCAAUGGACAGAAAACCCAAUUGUGUUUACACAUGUAUUAGAAUUGAUGAAAUGGUUCAUUUUCAACACAAGUCAGGAUUUUUUUUUUCAUUUUAAAUUUUCAGUUGAGAACAUCUCCUAUUACAGAAAUCCUAUGCAGCCCAUGGAUGGCUUCUGACAAGACCAAGGAGCUUGAUACCUUAGUGAUGUAAGUUCAGUGAUAAUCAGGAUGCAGUAUUCAGUUGCAAAAAAAAAUGUAAUAAAACCACGGAGAGGAAGUGGGAGCAAAAGGCAGAAUGAGUGUCUGAUUUCCUGGCCUGUGCAGCUCACACAGAAAGGUCAGGGCAGAGUGGCGGGACAGAUGGCCAGUGUACAGGUGCAGGAAUGGAGGUCCUGUGUGAUGGCGGGCAGGCAGGAUUUCAGAAUACGCCAUGCCACACCCUUCUAGUGCCAAAGUCCAUCCAACACGGGACUGAUGGGGAAGCCCUGAAUGGUU